CCUUGUCUCACCAACGUCGCAGCGCCGUGGCCCUCUGAGCCCUCUCUCGUCUUCUUCCCCACCCCACCAGUGACCCACGCGUUCCUCAGAUCAGAUCGGCAAGGCCAAUCCGAAAUCUCGAGCUUUCGCGCCGGCGACCACAGCAAAGAGGAGGCCACAGCACGACAGCGCCCCAGGGUUCCUACUCUCGUCGCAGCGGCAGCAGUGAGGGGAAGAUGUCGUCGGUGUUCAGCGGCGAUGAGACCGCCCCCUUCUUCGGCUUCCUUGGCGCCGCCGCCGCUCUCGUUUUCUCAUGCAUGGGGGCGGCGUACGGGACGGCCAAGAGUGGCGUCGGCGUGGCGUCCAUGGGUGUCAUGCGCCCAGAGCUCGUCAUGAAGUCCAUCGUGCCCGUGGUCAUGGCUGGUGUGCUCGGUAUCUACGGCCUCAUCAUCGCCGUCAUCAUCAGCACUGGGAUCAACCCCAAGGCCAAGCCAUACUACCUCUUUGACGGCUAUGCCCACCUGUCGUCCGGCCUUGCCUGUGGUCUUGCUGGGCUUGCUGCAGGCAUGGCCAUUGGCAUCGUUGGUGAUGCUGGUGUCAGGGCGAACGCUCAGCAGCCAAAGCUGUUUGUGGGCAUGAUCCUCAUCCUCAUCUUCGCUGAAGCGCUCGCCCUAUACGGUCUCAUCGUCGGCAUCAUCCUCUCAUCCCGCGCCGGCCAGUCUCGUGCGGACUAGGCACGUUCCACAUGUCUCCGCCACCUGGUCGUAACCGGGUCGUGUUUUGUAUCGGUGAUGAGCCGACAAGCUGGAGCACUUAAUUUUUUUUAUGCUGUCUAGUUUUUUGAACUUGCGUUGAGUCGAGAAAACAAAAUAGAACUUGGGUAGCCGAGGGGGUGACCUUUUUUCCCUUGUGCCAUUCUUUUCCCUGUCGUGGUGGGUGGUGGGCUGUGGCUGAUGCUUCUUUCUGCACACUUUUUUUUGCUUGGGCUCGGGGCGUUGGUGUAAUUUGGUGAAUAAGCGAGUGCGUCCAGUGCAAUGGGAGCUCAGGACUCUUCUGU
This is a messenger RNA of Zea mays, 1036 nucleotides long. RefSeq names its product vacuolar ATP synthase 16 kDa proteolipid subunit. Gene Ontology annotation, cellular component: proton-transporting V-type ATPase, V0 domain. Gene Ontology annotation, molecular function: proton-transporting ATPase activity, rotational mechanism. NCBI's taxonomy places the organism in Eukaryota, Viridiplantae, Streptophyta, Magnoliopsida, Poales, Poaceae. The record is from RefSeq and is marked validated. Gene Ontology annotation, biological process: proton transmembrane transport.